Messenger RNA from Trichoderma atroviride IMI 206040, 333 nucleotides. Lineage: Eukaryota; Fungi; Ascomycota; Sordariomycetes; Hypocreales; Hypocreaceae. The record is from RefSeq and is a predicted model, not a curated record.
UGCAGACGAGAAGGCGCGCAAGGACCUCGUUGCCAAGGCCGGCGGCAGAGGCCCUCUGAACACUGGCACCCAGGGCAUCAAGAAGAGCGGUAAGAAAUAGAUGACAGACGACGAAGCAAUAUGCUAUUGGGAACCGUUUACACGAGCCUGCUGCGAAGUUUGCGAUAAUAUGGGGAGCUACAAGAGGAUGUCCUGUGGUAGAUGACUCUUCACACGGCAGCGACUGUUGGAUCAAGUGGAAAGGCCACGUCCGCACUGAGGGUUAAGAUCUGUAGUUUCCGCAGGGAAUGUUAUCCGGCGUUUGGAAUAUACUUUUAUAUACUGAUUUGACAU